AUGAUUAUUAUCCCCAGUCUGAUAUUGUCUCGUGAGAGUAUGGAGUGGGAAGGGCCGCCCAAGCAAGGAUUGUACGACCCACAGAACGAACACGAAGCUUGCGGUGUUGGUUUUGUAGUUGCUAUCGACGGGAAACGUACGCAUAAAAUUGUUCGCGAUGCCGAGGUCCUCGCAAAACGUAUGGAGCACCGCGGUGCUUGCGCAUGCGAUAAUGACACCGGUGAUGGCGCUGGUGUACUAACCGCAAUCCCGCAUCAGUUCUACGCCGCUCAGCUCAGAGACACGCACCAGAUCGACUUGCCAGAAUUCGGUCGAUAUGCUACUGGCAUCUUCUUCCUGGACAAGUUACAUCAUCAGAACAUCGAGAAGAAAUUCGGGGAACUAGCCGAGAGUCUCGGUCUAAAGGUGCUAUGCUGGCGCACAGUACCCACCAACAAUUCCACCAUAGGUCAGGUGGCUCGUAACUCGGAGCCAUAUAUGCGUCAAGUGUUUGUUACCGGCGAUAUCGACGACGAACAGCUUACGAGGCAGAUUUUUGUGCUGCGCAAGCGAGCGUCACACGAGCUAGUCGUGCCUGGUACGAGGUUCUACAUUUGCAGUCUUUCUCUCAAGACUGUUGUUUACAAGGGACUGUUGACUUCUAAUCAAUUAUGGGAAUACUUCAAGGAUUUGAGCAAUCCGGCUUUCACGACAUAUCUGGCACUUGUGCACACCAGGUUCUCGACCAAUACCUUCCCGAGUUGGGAACGAGCACAUCCGUUAAGAGUUCUUGCGCACAAUGGCGAGAUAAAUACGUUGCGAGGUAAUGUGAACCUGAUGAAGGCUCGCGAAGGUGUCAUGAAAAGUGAACUUUUUGGAGAGGAUUUGAAGAAGUUAUACCCAGUCGUGGAGCCGAAUCUCUCCGACUCUGGAUCGGCUGACUGUGUCCUUGAGUUCCUCGUACACUGUGGACAGCGUUCACUCCCAGAAGCUGUCAUGACCAUGGUGCCUGAAGCGUGGCAGAAUGACGUCACCAUGCCGAAGGAAAAGAGAGACUACUACCAGUGGGCCUCCUCUGCCAUGGAACCGUGGGAUGGACCUGCAUUGAUCUCCUUCACUGAUGGACGUUAUAUUGGGGCCAUAUUGGACAGGAAUGGUCUGCGUCCGUCUCGUUUUUAUGUGACCAAUGAGAAUAUACUCGUAAUGGCGUCCGAAGUCGGCGUGUAUGAUGUUGACCCUGAAAAGGUUAUACAUAAGAGUCGUCUAAAACCCGGUCGUAUGUUGUUAGUCGACACAGAAGACAAGAAAAUCAUUCAGGAUGUGGAAUUUAAGAUGCAGAUCGCGCGCAGUCGACCUCACUCGGAGUGGCUCCAAGAUAAGAUAACCAUGGAAGACAUCCACAAAUCCAUAGCACCGGAGAAUGGAAGUAGCUCCGUGGUGUCAGCUAACGGAACAAAUGGAUCUAACGGCCAUGGUGCUGAAGGUUCCAUGAUCGCAGGCCUUGUUGACAAACGGCUGGGCUUGUUCGGUCACACUAUAGAAUCUAUCAAUAUGUUAUUGGUACCGAUGAUACAAAACAAGAAGGAAGCCCUCGGCAGUAUGGGUAACGACGCGCCCUUGGCCUGUCUCUCGCAGUUUCAACCUCUGCCAUAUGAGUACUUCAAACAGCUGUUCGCACAAGUCACCAACCCACCUAUCGAUCCAUUCAGAGAGAAGAUAGUAAUGUCGUUGCUGUGUCCCAUCGGGCCGGCCCCAAAUAUUCUCGAGCCGAGCGCCGAGUUCGUUCACCGCCUAUUCCUGCCGCAGCCCAUCUUGUCCCUGCCUGACCUACACGCGCUCAAACAUACUACGCACCGUGGUUGGAAGACGAUGGUGCUGGACUGCACGUUCCCGCUGUCGGACGGGCCGGGCGGGCUGGAGCGCGCGCUCACGCACAUCUCGAGCUCUGCGCACGCGGCGGCGCUGGCGGGCUACCAGCUGCUCGUGCUCUCCGACCGCGCCGCCGGCCCGCCGCGCGUGCCCGUCAGCUCGCUGCUCGCGCUCGGUGCUGUUCACCACCACUUGAUCGAGACCCGGCAACGUAUGAAGGUCGGCAUUAUCCUGGAAACGGCUGAGGCUAGAGAAGUUCACCACAUGUGCGUCCUACUAGGUUAUGGUGCAGAUGCCAUUUGUCCCUACUUAGCCUUUGAACUAGCAUUCUCUCUACGAAACGACAACAUUAUAGACCAAAACCUGACCGAUGACGAUAUCUAUAAAGCCUACCAAAAUGCUAUCGAAACUGGUUUAGCCAAAGUCAUGGCUAAAAUGGGAAUCAGUACCCUACAGUCGUAUAAAAGUGCUCAGAUAUUUGAAGCUGUUGGACUUAGCGAGGAAGUUAUUGACAAGUGUUUCAGAGGAACACAGUCCAGAAUUGGUGGUGUGAACUUCGAAAUAUUGUCCAAGGAAAUAUUUGAACGGCAUGCGCUGACAUAUGGUGAUGUUAAAGACGCGUUGGUCUUAAGGAACCCCGGUAAUUACCACUGGCGGGCUGGUGGUGAGAAGCAUAUCAACGAUCCCAUGUCUAUUGCCAACCUGCAAGAGGCUACUCUCAACAAAAGCUCCUCCGCUUAUGACAAAUACAGGGAGAGCACGCUGGAGUCGGUCCGCGCGUGCACGCUGCGCGGGCAGCUGGAGCUGGUGAAGCUGGACGAGCCCAUCCCCCUCUCCGAGGUCGAGCCCGCCGCUGACAUCGUCAAGCGAUUCGCCACUGGUGCCAUGUCUUUCGGUUCGAUUUCUCUGGAGGCUCAUACAACAUUGGCUAUUGCUAUGAACCGUAUCGGAGGAAAGUCUAAUACUGGAGAGGGUGGUGAAAACGCUGACAGAUAUCUUAACCAGGAUCCAGAUUAUAACAAGCGUUCGGCAAUCAAGCAAGUAGCUUCUGGUCGCUUCGGUGUGACGGCGUCCUAUCUAGCUCACGCAGACGAUCUGCAGAUCAAGAUGGCGCAGGGAGCCAAGCCGGGCGAGGGAGGCGAGCUGCCGGGUUACAAAGUAACAGAAGACAUUGCAAAGACCCGUUGUUCAGUUCCCGGCGUCGGUCUUAUCUCACCGCCACCACAUCACGACAUCUACUCCAUAGAAGAUUUGGCAGAGCUCAUCUAUGACCUAAAGUGCGCUAACCCAAAAGCUAGGAUAUCAGUGAAACUGGUGUCUGAAGUCGGUGUUGGAGUUGUAGCAUCAGGUGUAGCUAAGGGCAAAGCUGAGCACAUUGUGAUCUCAGGCCACGACGGCGGUACCGGCGCUAGCUCUUGGACAGGCAUCAAGAGCGCUGGGCUCCCGUGGGAACUGGGGGUUGCUGAGACUCACCAAGUACUCGUCCUUAACGAUCUCAGAUCCAGAGUGGUGGUACAAGCUGACGGUCAGAUUCGGACUGGCUUCGACGUGAUGGUAGCGGCGUUACUUGGAGCUGAUGAGUUCGGUUUCAGUACUGCACCACUUAUUGCUCUUGGUUGCACAAUGAUGCGUAAAUGUCAUCUGAAUACGUGUCCAGUGGGCAUCGCGACACAAGAUCCCGUUCUACGUAAGAAGUUUGCUGGCAAACCUGAACAUGUUGUCAACUAUCUGUUCAUGCUGGCAGAAGAGGUCCGCUCGCACAUGGCCGCGGUGGGCGUGCGGCGCUUCCAGGAGCUGAUCGGACGCACCGACCUGCUCAAGGUGCGGGAGAACAACGACAACCCCAAGGCGCGCCUGCUCAACCUCAGCCUCAUACUCAAGAACGCGCUGCACAUGCGACCCGGGGUUAAUAUUAUUGGAGGCUCCAAGACACAGGACUUCCAACUGGAAAAACGUCUCGACAACCAGCUGAUCGAGCAAUGCGCGGGCAUUAUAGACGGAACUGAGAAACACGUAGACAUCUCUAUGAGGAUCACUAAUGAGGACCGAGCCUUCACAUCUACUCUGUCUUAUCAUAUUGCUAUGAAAUACAGUGACGAGGGUUUGCCCGACGGUACAACCGUAAACAUAUCGUUGACUGGAUCAGCUGGACAGAGCUUCUGCGCCUUCUUGUCCAAGGGUAUCACUGUGACACUAGAGGGUGAUGCUAACGACUAUGUCGGCAAAGGUCUGUCAGGCGGCAAAAUUAUUAUCUACCCUCCUAAAGUAUCGCCGUUCGAAUCUCACUUAAAUGUGAUCGUUGGCAAUGUCUGUUUGUAUGGAGCUACCUCCGGACGCGCUUACUUCAGGGGCAUAGCGUCGGAGCGGUUCUGCGUCCGCAACAGCGGGUGCGUGGCCGUGGUGGAGGGCGUGGGCGACCACGGCUGCGAGUACAUGACGGCCGGCACCGCGCUCGUGCUCGGCCUCACCGGGCGGAACUUCGCCGCCGGCAUGAGCGGUGGUAUAGCCUACGUGUACGAUAUCGACGGAUCGUUCUCGGCCAAGUGUAACCACGAAAUGGUAGAACUGCUUCCGUUAGAGCUGCAAGACGACUUAGAUUAUGUCGAGCAAUUACUAAAAGAAUUUGUUGAAUAUACCGGCUCAAUAAUAGCUCAAGAGUUGCUCAAAACGUGGCCAGAGCCAGCCAAGAAGUUUAUCAAAGUGUUCCCUUACGAAUACCAGCGCGCGCUCAAGCAGAUGGCUGUGAAACAACCAACGCCAUCUAAAGUGGAAAAUGGGAAGCAAGAGAAUGGAGUGCUGGAUAUUGAAGAGACAGUUCGCGAUGUAGAACUGGAUAAGAAGAAUUUGGAAAAGAUCCUUGAUAAGACUAGAGGGUUCAUGAAAUACCCGCGCGAGACGUCGCUGUACCGGCCGGCGGAGAAGCGCAUGCGCGACUGGGACGAGAUCUACAACGGCGGGCACGUGCGGCGCGGGCUGCGCGUGCAGGCGGCGCGCUGCAUGGACUGCGGCGUGCCCUUCUGCCAGAGCGCGCACGGCUGUCCGCUCGGCAACAUCAUCCCCAAGUGGAACGACCUCAUCUUCCGCGGCAACUGGCACGAGGCGCUCAGCCAGCUGCUGCAGACCAACAACUUCCCGGAGUUCACUGGGCGCGUGUGUCCCGCGCCGUGCGAGGGCUCCUGCGUGUUGGGCAUAUCCGAGCCGCCGGUCACGAUCAAGAACAUUGAGUGCGCCAUCAUCGACCACGCCUUUGAAUCUGGGUGGAUGCAACCCGAGAUACCAACACACAGAAAUGGAAAAACUGUGGCAAUAGUUGGCUCCGGUCCGGCCGGCUUAGCGGCAGCACACCAACUGAAUAAGGUUGGCUACACAGUGACAGUAUUCGAACGCAACGACCGUCCAGGCGGACUACUGCAGUACGGCAUCCCCACCAUGAAGCUGAGCAAGGCGGUGGUGGGCAGACGCAUCAAGCUAAUGACUGCGGAAGGGAUCUCUUUCAAGUGUAAUAUUGACGUCGGCAGGGACAUCUCGGCUAGCGAUCUAGCAAACGAAUACGAUGCCCUUGUCCUAUGUAUGGGUGCGACCUGGCCCCGGGACUUGCCACUCAAAGGUCGGCAAUUGAACGGCAUCCACUUCGCUAUGGAGUUCCUGGAGAACUGGCAGAAGAAACAGAUGGGUUCUUCCGGACACCAUCAGACUAAAGAUAAUCCUGAAUUGAACGCUAAAGAUAAGGACGUUCUAAUCAUUGGCGGUGGAGAUACUGGGUGCGACUGUAUAGCAACAUCACUACGCCAGGGCGCCAAAUCUAUCACAACAUUCGAGAUUUUACCCGAACCGAAAACGACCAGAGGGCAGGAUAACCCCUGGCCACAAUGGCCCAGAGUCUUCAGGGUGGACUAUGGACACGAAGAAGUGAAAGUCAAGUUCGGUAAUGAUCCGAGGAAGUUCUCGACACUCACCAAGGAAUUCCUGGACGAUGGCGAGGGCAACGUGUCGGGCGUGUCGGCCGUGGAGGUGGAGUGGACGCGCGGCGCGGGCGGGCGCUGGGAGAUGCAGGAGCUGCCCGACACCGCCCGCGUGUACAAGGCGGACCUGGUGCUGCUCGCCAUGGGCUUCCUGGGGCCCGAGCGGUACGUCGCCAACCAGCUGGACCUUCCGCUCGACGCUCGAAGCAACGUGGAAACUGAAAAGUCAAACAUCUACAAGACAUCUGUCAGCAAUGUCUUUGCCGCUGGAGAUUGUCGCCGAGGCCAGUCGCUAGUGGUGUGGGCGAUCUCCGAAGGUCGGCAGGCAGCCAGAGCCGUGGACAUCUACCUGUCGGGCAAGUCCUCGCUGUCUGGCAUCGGCGGAGUCAUCUACGAGCACUGA
Messenger RNA from Arctia plantaginis, 6213 nucleotides. The record is from the annotation of a GenBank genome assembly. NCBI's taxonomy places the organism in Eukaryota, Metazoa, Arthropoda, Insecta, Lepidoptera, Erebidae.